AUGCUGAUGGAAUAUCUCAAUAUUGUAAUUAAGGGAGUAUUCAAAGGAGUAUCGAACAUUUCUCAAGAAGCCAUAGAAGAACGGAUACUCCCUGAAGGAAAGAAAACCGUCAAACCUUCAAGCAGUAGACAGACUGGCUCAGUGAAAAGUCAACUAGAAAAGAUACGUGAUUCCACUCGUCAGCUGAGGGUCUCCAGAGACGAUCUUAUGCGUUUGGGUGUAGAUUGUGAAGCAACACUUGAUUCCGCCGAUCAGAUGAUGCAUCGAGCCAGUGAAUGGUUCCAAAUGAUGUUAGAUGACUUGGAAAAACGAAUUAAAGACGAAAAUAUACUAGUCAUGAAGCAUCAGAACUUCAUGCAACAGCAUAUUGACCCGAUUCUUCAAAAACUCAAAGAUCUCACCGUUCUCUAUGAAACGCUAAACUUUUUGGACAAGAAGACAUCCUUAAACGAUCAAACGAUGCGGACAUCUAAACGUAAUAUACAACUAGCCCGUGAAAGUAUAGCCAAAGUAGGUCAACUAUUGUCUAAGGAUUCGAAAAUGAAAGCAUCCUCCACAGUGAAAAGUGAAUUAGUACCGCUGGCAGCUGAGCUCUCUACAGCAUUCACUGUACUCGAAGAGGCACUUCUUGAAGUGAUGUCCUUUACACUCAGCUCUCCAGCUGCUACUCGUCUACUGGAGACGAUUCUCACUCAGAUGACUGGCAUUCAUAGAGUCGUCAUGAGAGAGGUGUGGUUUUUUUCUCGGACACAGCUAGCAUGUAGCCUUGAGGGGAGGGGCACAGCCAAAUGA
Cooperia oncophora is the source of this 792-nucleotide messenger RNA. NCBI's taxonomy places the organism in Eukaryota, Metazoa, Nematoda, Chromadorea, Rhabditida, Trichostrongylidae. The record is from the annotation of a GenBank genome assembly.